Molecule: messenger RNA, 1627 nt
Organism: Tarenaya hassleriana
Lineage: Eukaryota; Viridiplantae; Streptophyta; Magnoliopsida; Brassicales; Cleomaceae
Product: elongator complex protein 5
Exons: 9
Coding region: 226-1350 (374 amino acids)
Biological process (GO): tRNA wobble uridine modification
Cellular component (GO): nucleus; cytosol; elongator holoenzyme complex
Molecular function (GO): tRNA binding
Source: RefSeq, a predicted model, not a curated record
CAACCAUAUUGGUUAAAUUAACCAAAGUGAAGCGCAAAACCCUAAACCUGCAGCCCUUAUUCGCCGGGAAACUCAAUCGGCGGCGUAAACCCAUUUUCCGGUGACCGCAAUUCUCUGAAGCGAUCAAGUAGCCGGCCCAAGAUAAACUCUCAAUCUGAUAUCAUCGUUGAAUCCCUCUCAGUUCUUUCGGCAGAAGUCGUAGUAAAUUUCCCAAAUCGAACGGCAAUGGCGGAUUCGAUUUUCAGGAAGCUAAGGGAUGGCGGCGAAGAGGGCGAGCUCGCUCCAGCUCUCACCAUCGAGGACACCGUAGCUUCGCCCUUCGGGCUCGACGUGUUCUCCCACUUGGUCGAAUGUCUCUCCUCCGCGAUUUUGGCGGGGAAAUCCAAUUCGCAGGGUCUGGUGUUGAUCACAUUCUCGCGGAGCCCUAGUUUCUAUCUGAAGUUGUUGAAGCGAAAAGGGAUCGAAGUCUCUUCAUCUUCUAAAUGGAUUCAUAUUUUGGAUUGUUAUACUGAUCCACUAGGCUGGAAGGAUCAGCUACCGGCUAUUCCUCGAGAAGGUUCAAGCUUCAUCACGUUGUACAAACCUGUGAGUGAUGUGAGAAGGCUUUUUUCUUCAAUCGCUGAAGUUGGCAGAGAGUUGGUUGGAGAUGGAAAGACACGUUUCUGUGUUGCAAUAGAUUCGGUUAAUGAGCUGUUAAGAAAUUCAUCCAUGCCAUCAGUUGCUGGUCUUUUAACAGAUCUCCGGAGCCAUGCACAAGUUUCCAGUAUCUUUUGGUCAUUAAACACUGUCCUUCAUGAAGCAAGAGCCACAAGUGCCCUUGAAUAUAUAUCAACCAUGGUGGCCAAUUUAGAACCAUUAUGUCCAACUUCGGAUGGGCAGACAGGUAGUUUGAAAAAUCUUGCGUUGCUUCAUCAGGAUUUUGGCAAAGGAAGGUUCCAUAUCCGGUUUAAGCUUAGAAAGGGACGUGUCAAGAUCAUGUCUGAAGAAUUUUCAGUGGAUCAGCUUGGGAUAAAGUUUUCACCUAUUUCUUCCAAGGAUGUCAUAACUGCAGCCACUAACAGCCUUUUGCCUAAGGUCCAGUUUAACCUGCAGUUGUCUGAGAAAGAAAGAGCCGAGAAAGAAAAGGUUGUACUUCCUUUUGAGCACCAAGGUGAUGGAAAACCGAUACAGAUUUAUGAUGGGCGGAGAACUCUUGAAGAAAGCAAGACCCAGCCAACAUCAGAGUUGUCAGGAAAGUCCAUGACAAGCGAGUUUUCGACUGGAAAAGGCGGAGAGAUCAUAUAUUUCAGAGAUUCAGACGAUGAGAAUCCGGAUUCUGAUGAAGACCCAGAUGAUGAUUUAGACAUAUAAAACCCAACAUCACAUCCAAAUCCCAGUAUGUUUUUCUCUUGGAUGAUUAGAACACCAAUCUGAUUUUCAAGCCAACGUUGUGAAGCAUUAGGUAUUUGAUUGGUAGGGUUUUUGCCGUUAUGAUUUGUAAUUUUGGUUGGUGGUUAGAUUUAUGCAACUUCCAAUGUACAGAGGAUCUAUCUCUAUGUAGUUUUAUGUUCUGUACACUUCACUUGAAAGUGUUUUCUAUUAGAGGUCCUGGCGAUUUUGUCCGCAAGGAAUCCAAGUUAUUUUCUUA